AUGGCCUACACAGCAUUCAGCUCGUUACCCGGCUUGCGUUACGGCGUUGUUUCAGAUUUGCGAACGCACUGUUUGAUGAACGGAUUGGCGACACAAGCAGUGCUUGUGCCUGGCACUGAUUGCGCGUUUGGAGAGCUUCGUGCAGCAACUGGAAGGCUUCCGAAAACUGAGAAGCUUCUGCUUGUUGUGAAGCUCAACAACAACAUGUUGGAAACGUUGAAUGGCUUAGAGGCAGCGCUUGAAAGUGCCAUGUACUCGCCCUUGCAGAACCUCCAGUGGCUGGACGUCUCGUUCAACAGUUUGUCUUCGGUGGAUGCUGAGCUGCUGAAAUUCGUGCAACUCAAGGCAUUGUAUUUGCACGGAAAUUGCAUCGCGAAGUUUGGCAGUAUUCAGAGGCUGCAGAAACUACCGAAAUUGCUGUCCUUGACGAUCAAUGGGAAUCCAAUCCAGUCCAAUCGGAUUUAUCGCACCUACAUCUUGGGCGUGGUGCCACAGAUUCGCGCCUUGGAUCACACCUCGGUGACCUCUGAGGAGGCCAACGAAGCGGCCUCCUGGUACCGAGGCCAUGUGCGGCGCAUGGAGGUUCGAAAGGAGCAGCUGCGUGAACUGAGAGACCAGGAAUGA
Molecule: messenger RNA, 624 nt
Organism: Cladocopium goreaui
Lineage: Eukaryota; Dinophyceae; Suessiales; Symbiodiniaceae
Source: the annotation of a GenBank genome assembly